Messenger RNA from Exaiptasia diaphana, 576 nucleotides. RefSeq names its product 40S ribosomal protein S13. The transcript is spliced from 7 exons. Gene Ontology annotation, molecular function: structural constituent of ribosome; small ribosomal subunit rRNA binding. Bases 87 to 542 code for a protein of 151 amino acids. The record is from RefSeq and is a predicted model, not a curated record. NCBI's taxonomy places the organism in Eukaryota, Metazoa, Cnidaria, Anthozoa, Actiniaria, Aiptasiidae. Gene Ontology annotation, cellular component: ribosome; nucleolus; cytosolic small ribosomal subunit. Gene Ontology annotation, biological process: translation.
GUGAACGAGUCCUCUUUCUCGAAGCCAUCUUGAAAACCACCAUUGAGGUUUGGUAGUGAAUAAAAGUUCACUUAAAAACAGCCAACAUGGGUCGUAUGCAUGCACCCGGAAAGGGUAUCUCUGGAUCGGCUUUGCCAUACCGUCGCAGUGUUCCUACGUGGAUGAAAUUGACUUCAGAUGAUGUAAAGGAACAGAUGUACAAGCUGGCCAAGAAGGGCCUUACUCCUUCUCAGAUUGGUGUCAUCCUCCGUGAUUCACAUGGUGUCGCUCAAGUCCGAUACAUCACUGGAAAUAAAAUCCUUAGGAUUUUGAAAGCCAAAGGUCUUGCUCCUAGCCUCCCAGAGGAUCUCUAUUAUUUGAUCAAAAAGGCUGUUUCUGUUAGAAAACAUCUUGAAAGGAACCGYAAGGAUAAAGACUCCAAAUUCAGACUCAUUUUGAUUGAAAGUAGAAUUCACCGUCUUGCCCGAUACUACAAAACCAAAAGAGUCCUCCCUCCCAACUGGAAGUAUGAGUCAUCCACUGCCUCUGCUCUUGUGGCUUAAGUAUUAUGAAAUAAAAUUCAACUAGAAUAAUCUC